Molecule: messenger RNA, 1713 nt
Organism: Cyphellophora attinorum
Lineage: Eukaryota; Fungi; Ascomycota; Eurotiomycetes; Chaetothyriales; Cyphellophoraceae
Product: Beta-catenin-like protein
Exons: 3
Coding region: 1-1713 (570 amino acids)
Cellular component (GO): spliceosomal complex
Source: RefSeq, a predicted model, not a curated record
AUGGCAUCGGUCGACGACCUCUUCCGCAGGCCCAAUACGGCACCAAAGCGCAAGUUUGCCGACCCAACUACUUCGUUCAACAAAUCCGCGAAACUAGCAAAUGGCUCCUCCGCACGGUCUUCUUCACGGUCUCAACCUCCGCCUCCAUCAGUCGAAGAGGAAGGACCAGCACCACCGCCCGAAGAUGAGGACGACGAUAUGGAGGCAGGCCCAGCACUCCCACCAGACGAAGACGAAGAGGAUGACCCAGAAGGGGAGGACGAAGAAGGCCGCUUCUUCGGCUCCGGCGUGACAGACGCCGAGCGACAGGCCAUGAACAUCAUCAACGCCAACGACACCGACCCAGACAACCUCGACGCCCCCGAAACAAUAGACCUCACCUGGCUGAAACGCACAGCCCUCUCAUUCGAGCGCAAGAUCAACAAGAACGCCGAACUACGAGCCAAAUACGCCGACGACCCUCUCAAGUUCGUCUCCAGCGAAGCAGACCUCGAUAGCGAGAUCAAGACCCUCUCCCUCCUCGCCGAAUACCCCCACCUCUUCCCCGAAUUCGUCAAAUCAGGCAACAUCGCCAUCUCCGCCGCCGAAGUCCUCGAAGAACUAACAGACGAAGACACGUCCGCCACCCCCGAACAAUGGACCGCACUAGCCAAAGGGCUCUCCGCCGCCGGCAUCAUCCCUCUGCUCGUCUCCAACCUCUCCCGCCUCAACGAAACCUCCAGCGACGCCGACCGGGAAGCACCCACCACCGCGCGUGCCAGCGUCGGCCAGAACAGGCAAUACGCAGCCGAACUCCUCGCGAUCCUCCUGCAAUCUCCCACUAACGCCCAACCCAACCGCAAACUCGUAGCCGAGCAAGAUGGCGUAGACGCAAUCCUCCAACUCCUCGCCCCUUACCGCAACCACGACCCCGAACGGGACAGCGACGAGGAGGAAUUCGUCGAGAAUCUAUUCGACUGCCUGACCUGCCUCGUCGAAGACGAGCCACCGGCCACGAAAUUCCUCGAGGCGGAGGGGAUGGAGUUGUGCCUGAUCAUGCUGCGCGAGGGCAAAGUCUCAAAGUCGCGUGCGUUGAAGGUGUUGGAUCACGGUAUGGCUGGGGACGGCGCCGUAGCGGUCUGUGGACAGGUCGUGGAGGCGGGUGGGCUGAAAACACUCUUCGGUUUGCUGAUGAAGACUAAGGACAAGGACGCGGCGACAUCGUCAUCUUCGAAUAAGAAAGGCGGAGGGCUAGAUAGGGAGAGCGCAGAGCACCUCAUCAACAUCCUCGCCAGCUUACUGCGGUACACACCCGCUGAGAGUCCGGCACGGAUACGCACGCUCGCGAAGUUUGUGGAGCGGGAGUACGAGAAGACGACGCGGGUUGUUGAGUUGAGGAGGGAGUAUCAGGUGCGGUUGCAGAGAGUCGAUGCUCAGAUCGAGAAAGAAAGGACCAGCAACGGCACAACAGCGGACGAGGACGACCACGCAGAGCUCGAAGACGAAUGGCUCUCCCGCCGCCUCGACGCGGGACUGUUCAGCUUGCAGACCCUGGAUGUGGUGUUGAGCUGGCUAGCAGCAGAAGAUGGCGGAGCGAGGGCGAAGAUCGACCAGGUCGUAGGUCUAGCAGUUCUUAAGCAGAGCUUAAGCGGACAGCUGUCGAGCAUUGCGCCCGAGACGGAUAGGGGGAGGGAUACGGGGGAGGUGCUGGGGGCGUUGAUUGCCUGUCUAUAG